UGGAAGUCCUCAAAGGAGAGCCAGAUGGUCAUGGGAACAUCCUUACAAACAACCAUACAUAGAUCUGCUGUGACCCCCACCACCAUCACAAUAAGAGAUCUUGGGAUCCAGUUCUUGGACAUGCACCUGCAAGAUACAGGCAGCUACAGAGGACCUGGCCUUGUCAGAGACGAGACAAAGCACUCCGUGCACUUGAAGAAAAUAUUGAAUGGAGAAGUUGGAUGCUUGCAUCAGCUGAAGAAAGUGUUUCCCAAGUCCUAUAGCCUUCAGUGAAAGAGAAGAAAAACCCAAGAAGAUCAUGUUCCUGUUAGGUUUGUAACUACAGGAAAUAAUGAAGGAGCUCUGUUUGUCAACAGGAAACUGGUAUAAAUGACUGUGUCGUACAGUAUACUUCACACACAGAAGUGCCUGCAGGACUGUCUGGGCUGGUGAUAAAGCACUUGAUCAGAGUGAGGUUUCCCUGUGGCGAUGUUGGCUGGAGUUUGAUAAAUUAUUCUUCUGCACAGGCUCAGACUCUGUAAAGUGUAUCUGACUGGCUAAAGAUGACAAACCCUUUAUUUUCCUUUUGUACCUCCCUGCAGUAGAGAUCUGAGGUAGCUAACAAGAAACGGGGGUGUCGUCAUCCUCCCACCAUCUGCUUAGCAAUUAAGUGCCCUUCAGAACCCAGACAGUUUUGAGGUGCCUCGGUUAUUGUUCACUGUGCUGCAGAUAUGGACUCUGAGCUUCUCUGGCACUUUCUCACAUUGGCCUGGUCAACCUCACCAUGCUAGUACAUGGGAAUAAAGACUUCCUUGCGGAUGUAGUUUACAUCAUCCUGGAACUGGUCAUUGCCGUGCUGGCCAUCUUGGGGAAUGUCCUGGUCUGCUGGGCCGUCUAUCUGAAUAGCAACCUCCAGAAUGUCACCAACUACUUUGUGGUGUCCUUAGCUGCAGCCGACAUUGCAGUGGGCGUGCUGGCCAUCCCCUUUGCCAUCACCAUCAGCACUGGCUUCUGUGCCUUCUUCUAUGGAUGCCUCUUCAUUGCCUGCUUUGUCCUGGUUUUGACUCAGAGUUCCAUCUUCAGCCUCCUGGCUAUUGCCAUUGACAGGAUCAUUGCUAUCCGGAUACCCCUCAGGUACAAUGGUUUGGUGACUGGCUCACGUGCCAAGGGUAUCAUUGCCAUCUGCUGGGUCUUGUCCUUCAUCAUUGGCCUGACACCCAUGCUGGGCUGGAACAAAUGUUCCCAGAGUAAAGGUCAGGAUACCAAUAACUCGUCUCCAAACAACUGUAGCAACAGGAUGGUGGCUUGUCUCUUUGAGACUGUGGUCACCAUGGAAUACAUGGUCUACUACAACUUUUUUGCCUGCGUGUUGUUGCCCCUCCUCAUCAUGUUUGGCAUCUAUUUAAAAAUCUUCAUGGCAGCCCGGCGGCAGCUGAAGCAGAUGGAGAACAAGAUGGUGCAUGGGGAACGCUCACGGUCCACUUUGCAGAAGGAGGUCCAUGCAGCCAAGUCUUUAGCCAUCAUUGUUGGACUUUUUGCCAUCUGCUGGCUUCCACUCCACAUUAUAAACUGCUUCACUCUUUUUUGCCCAGGUUGUACCCGUGCUCCCCUCUGGCUGAUGUACGUGGCCAUUAUCUUGUCCCAUGCCAACUCCGUAGUGAACCCGUUGAUCUAUGCCUAUCGGAUCCGGGAGUUCCGACACACCUUCCGGAAAAUUAUCAGUCAGCAUAUCCUGGGUAGGAAGGAGCAGUUUAAGACCGGUACUGCCAGCUCUCGGACUUCAACUCAUGGUGGGGAUGGGGAGAAUGCCAGCAUAAGGAUCAGUGAAUAUGCCCUGAAUGUAUACACCAAUGGGGAGAUCCACAGAGACCCUGAAAAGCAGGACCUGAGCAAAUGCAAGGCAGGUUUGGAAUGGCACCAGAAUGGGAGUGCAUUGGACAUGGAAACAAAUGGGCAUAUCCCACAUUCUUGCAAAAACGGGGACCUCUCAGAGGCAUGUAAGAACAUGGAGCUGCUUAGUGAAGAGCUGAUUGAGACAUCCGUCUCUUACUCUGAUCUGGAGAGUUCAACCUUUGCAGCAGCUGAUGUUUCCUGAUGACUUGUAUAGAGUCUUCCUGGUAGAAUUAUUAUUUUUUUGCCCUGUCAGAUGCCUCUAUAUGGGAAAAAGGGAGGCUGGGAAGAAAGGGAAGUCUGUGUCCACGUCUUUCUGGUGAAGGGGGUCCUUGCCCAGGACUGAUGGGAAGAUCCUAAGAGCUGGGCUGGAGAAAAGUAAUGAGAGAGUUUUGAAUGGACUAUGGAAGAAGGAAAACUGUAUCUGUCGAAGGUCCAGCUCUGAGAUGCAGAGAGAAGCAAGCUAAGGUCAAAGCUGACAUCCUGAGCUGAGCACCAGGAGACUGUUAAUUCAGGGUAUAUUGUGCUGUUCUCCUCUGUCCUGUGUGUCUGUGGAUGUGUGUUGGUCUAGUUGUCUUCACCCACAGAAGUAAAGGGCUGGUUAGAAGUAUUCAUAUAGAGGGGUGGGGCUUUUAAGUCUGCAGCCUCUGUUAAAAAUGUAAAGGGCAUAACCGUGCCUGCUGGUCAGGAACAAUACCUAAGAAGUGAAGGGAUUCUCAUCCGGAGCUUUGGACACCUUAAACUACAUAACUGUUUUACUUUGUCAUUGUUGUUUUUAAAGCUUAACUGCACCACAGGUUUCCUGACUCUUCUUAUCACCACUAAAUCACAUCUUCGUAGGACCUGCUUCUUAUGUAUAAUGGUUAGCAGUUGAAGCAUGACUAUACACAGCUCCCAACGCCGCCCAUGUCCCUGGUAGACCCAGCAUGUUGAAAGAAACCAGUAACUAUAUUUCACAGACCCCCAUUUCAUUUAAAGAAGUAUGAAUAUGAAAUUAUUUUAAAUAAUUUAUAUUAGCCAAAGGGCAGAAGGCAUGAUAGGGUGGCACCCUGGAGACUAAACGGUUCAGAGAGGCAAAAGCUUUCAGAGGCAACAGCCUGCUUCGUCACAUACUAAGGGGUGAGAGCAGAUCUGUGUUCUGCAGGUAACAGUGUGACAAGGCAGGGGUAGGGAAAGGUGCCCAGGAGGUGUUGACCGGUUUGGUGGAUGGCUGGCAGGUGCGUUGGGAGCAAUAGAAGGGGAUAGGCUGGAGCCAGGGCCAGGUUUGCGCUGUCUUAGAAUCAUUUUCUCUCCAUCUGUCUUUGUAUCUGCCCAGCUGUAUAUGCAGAAUUCAUAGUUUCAUAGUUUGUAGGGUCGGAAGGGACCUUGACAAAUCAUCAGGUCCGACCCCCUGCCAUGGCAGGAAAGAGCACUGGGGUCAAACGACCCCAGCAAGGUGUUCAU
Messenger RNA from Alligator sinensis (Chinese alligator), 3312 nucleotides. It is a transcript of the gene ADORA2A, whose product is annotated as adenosine A2a receptor. Gene Ontology annotation, cellular component: membrane. Gene Ontology annotation, molecular function: G protein-coupled adenosine receptor activity. The record is from RefSeq and is a predicted model, not a curated record. Gene Ontology annotation, biological process: adenylate cyclase-activating G protein-coupled receptor signaling pathway; G protein-coupled adenosine receptor signaling pathway. Lineage: Eukaryota; Metazoa; Chordata; Crocodylia; Alligatoridae. The transcript is spliced from 3 exons. Bases 764 to 2074 code for a protein of 436 amino acids.